AUGGAUGGAUUUCACGACCAGCAAGUGCCUCACUGUAACUCCACUCGGCUGCAGGAGAAGACGAGGAGCAGCGAGAGGCCAGCGAAUGACAGAAAGAGAAAAUUCAUUAAGUCCGACCUGGCUCAGGACACUGAAGAGCUCUUCCAGGACCUCAGUCAGCUGCAGGAGACCUGGCUGGCAGAAGCUCAAGUUCCCGACAAUGACGAGCAGUUCGUUCCAGACUUCCAGACUGAAAACUUGGCGUUCCACGGACUGCAGCUGAAGAUCAAGAGAGAGCUGCACAGCCCGUGUUCAGAGCUGAGCUCCAACUGUUCCCAGGAGCGGCUCUUCAAACUCCAGUAUGGAGAGAAGUGCCCGUACAACGUCAGUGCCUAUGAGCAGAAGCAGCCUGCAGGAAUGAAGCCCUCCAGCCCAGUGACGCCCCCCUGUAGCACCCCUGUGUCCCCCCUCCACCAUGCCUCCCCCACGGCCCCCCCGACGCCCAAACCAGACAGGACCUACGCUCACAUCCCGUCCUCCCAGCCGCUCGCUGACAACACCUACUCCAUGGACCACAGAUUCCGACGGCAGCUCUCGGAGCCGUGCCACUCGUUCCCCUCCCCGCCCACGAUGGCCCGGGACAGCCGGCCCAUCUACCACCGGCAGAUGUCGGAGCCCAACAUCCCCUUCCCGCCUCAGGGCUUCAAGCAGGAGUACCCCGACCCGCUCUUCGAGCACCCGGCCAUGGUGGGCGCGCCGCUGCCCCACGCGUACCCCACCACCAUGAUGAUCAAGCAGGAGCCCCGGGACUUCACCUACGACUCAGCUGAAGUGCCGAGCUGCCAUUCUGUCUACUUACGGCAAGACGGCUACCUGGCUCACACCAGCAGGACUGAAGGGUGCAUGUUUGAGAAGGUGGCGAGGCAUUUCUACGAUGACACCUGCGUCGUGCCGGAAAAAGUCGAAGGUGACAUCAAGCAGGAGGCCGGUCUGUACCGCGAGGGCCCGUCCUACCAGCGCAGAGGCUCGCUGCAGCUCUGGCAGUUCCUGGUCGCUCUGCUGGACGACCCGUCCAACUCGCACUUCAUCGCCUGGACCGGCCGCGGCAUGGAGUUCAAGCUCAUCGAGCCGGAGGAGGUGGCACGUCGGUGGGGGAUUCAGAAGAAUCGACCGGCGAUGAAUUACGACAAGCUCAGCCGGUCGUUGCGUUACUACUACGAGAAGGGGAUCAUGCAGAAGGUGGCCGGAGAGAGAUACGUCUAUAAGUUCGUGUGCGACCCCGAGGCCUUGUUCUCGAUGGCGUUCCCCGACAACCAGCGCCCGGUGCUGAAGACGGACCUGGAGCGGCAGAUCAACGAGGAGGACACCGUGCCGCUGUCGCACUUUGACGAGAACAUGGCCUACGUGCAGGAGGCGCCCUACUGCCAGCCGCACCCCUACAGCGAGGGCUACGUUUAUUAA
Messenger RNA from Pleuronectes platessa (European plaice), 1440 nucleotides. RefSeq names its product ETS variant transcription factor 1 (gene etv1). Gene Ontology annotation, biological process: cell differentiation; regulation of transcription by RNA polymerase II. The record is from RefSeq and is a predicted model, not a curated record. Bases 1 to 1440 code for a protein of 479 amino acids. The transcript is spliced from 12 exons. Gene Ontology annotation, cellular component: nucleus. Gene Ontology annotation, molecular function: DNA-binding transcription factor activity, RNA polymerase II-specific; sequence-specific DNA binding. Lineage: Eukaryota; Metazoa; Chordata; Actinopteri; Pleuronectiformes; Pleuronectidae.